Molecule: messenger RNA, 4529 nt
Organism: Exophiala mesophila
Lineage: Eukaryota; Fungi; Ascomycota; Eurotiomycetes; Chaetothyriales; Herpotrichiellaceae
Exons: 1
Coding region: 567-3269 (900 amino acids)
Source: RefSeq, a predicted model, not a curated record
CUCUCACCUUUCCUCUCACACCAACCUCAAUUCACCUCACCUCUCCUCCUCCCUUUUGCGCCAACCCGCUCAACUCUCAAUCCGCUCUUCUGGCUCCUGUAGAGUCCUUGAUCGUAUCACCAUACGAUCAUUCCUCUACAGGCUGCUGUCCGCUCCUUCACCCACCCUCACAUCCCUUGGUUAAACCCUGCGUACACCACCCUCAACACGAUCUAACAUUCAGGCCUCGAACCCGCCCUCGACCAGAAUUUGACCUGACCACACCGACUGCGGCGUCAUCUGCUCCGCUCCCACUGCAAUCCAUGGUUGCAUAGAAUCGACCGUUCGUCCGUCUUUCAAGUCGCUCCUUCUCAACAACCACGCCCGUCGCUCCUUCCAAGGUGGUCAUGCUGGCUUAUGGCAACAACCACAGUCCUUCCUUUUCCUAAGCCUCGAGAUCCCUACAGACCACAACCCGCACACGGUCACGGCAGCAUCAUCGCACUGCCUUGAAUGUAUCUGCCUGCUGGUCAGCUUACGAAAAAUCUUGAACAUUAUUGCUCUUAGGUGGCUGCCUCAUUUCCACAAUGGCUUCGAUUUCAUUACCUACGCCCCCCUCACUUCUCUCGCCCUUGGACCCCGAUCUUCAAACUCCUCCUCGCUCGCCUCAACCCCAUCGCAGGCGCCCGUCGCGGAGCCCCAAUGUUCCUGCAACCCUCCCACCCUUCUUGUUUAACCCAGCGCUUGAAGGAGCCCCGAGUUUAGAGGCAGCCAACACCGACAAAGCAAGUCCUGAGGUUAGCCCUAUGGCUUUGGACUCGAGUCGUCGGUCUGCAAGGCCACUUCCUCUACCCGAAUUCAAGUUCAAUCCUGGCGCCGACCUUCCCCUUGAAAGAAGCCCAAGCCCCACACAUCCCAUUCUGCAGGAAAUGGCCCUCAAUCAGCAACGUGCAGUCAGGUCAGCAAGACCAGCCCCAUUGCCUGCAUUUACCUUCGCUCCCAGCCCAUCAAUCGCUCAAACUUCUCCAAGCCCAACCAAGACGGAUUUCUCAGAGUCCCAGCCUCCGCCACGUACACAUCGCCGCGGCAUCAGCGAGUUCGUCGGUGGUGGGGGUUUGGAAGGACCUCACAUGGUCAGUUCCAGCCCCGAAAAAUUAGAGCAUCGGCCACACGCACCUGUAACAGGAGGCAGAGGCCAUGCCCACCGACGCUCUCAGGCUGUUUCCAUCUCUGACAUUGACACGUCCGAGCUCAUCAAAGUCAACGCUUUGGCCAAGGCCCGGGCAGGGUCCACCCCAACCACCCCCUCGGACCCUAGCGCCUUUGCCUAUGGCCGCGGAAGCCCUCAGAUACGACAGUCAAUGUCCAACGUAGUCCGGACGCCUCCGUCGAGUCCUAGGAGAAGAGGCAGUGCCCCUGGUGUUCGACCACGGGUCGGAUUUUCCGAACAUGUCGAUGUCAUUCCCCGACCACUCUCAAUGAUCUCUUCGGAAACGGAGGGAAGCAGCUCAACCAUUCGGGGCGGCCACUCCCUCUCUGGAAGCAUCAACUCUAUCGCAAGCCCUGCUGCACGACCCACGUUCAUCGUCACAUCCUCGAACGACUCUACAUCUAGCUCGCCGGAACGCCCACACACAGCCGAUGCCCUCUCAACCCUAUCUCUUGGCUUGGCCGCUCGGAACAGCCCUGUGUCCAUGAUCAAUCUGCCAAAGCGGCCUCUCUCUGCAUCCGGCUCACCAAGCCAGCUCAGCUCUGGGAGUCCUCCCAGUAAAAAGAAGCACUUCUGGUCCAGUCAUUCCGAGAUGGACUCUCCUCUGAAUACGCCAAAGGUCGAACAAUCUGAUCCGAUGGAUGUUUUCAGUGCGAGCCCCACCCCGCAACCACCCAGACUGCACAUCUUUGGUGACAACGGAAGACCGAAAACAUCCUCCGGAGAAAUGUCUUCCUCGUCCAAAAGACGAAAAUACCAUACUUGGACAUCUGGCAUCUUCUCGAGGAAGGAUAAGAGAGCCAGCAAACCAAAACCUGAUGUACAGCAAAAGCGAGCAUCCUUAACUCGCAGACCAAGUGAUCGCCUCAAUGAAAUCUUCGAUGCGGACGACACAAUCGUCUUACGUGAGCCGUCCCCUGUUGCAAACAGAACUCGACCGUUUCCCCAGGACCUUGACACUUCCCAGGCCUGCAUCCCCGGCCCAGCAAGCGAUAUGAUCACUAGCCCGGUCCUGGACCUCGAUGCAGCACUCGGGCCUUUUGGGAGCGAAGAAAAGUUGGGAUAUGACGUUGGUGGCAAAGUUGUCCAUGUGAACCGGAUUUCAAAGCUUCACAGCAGUGAACGAAGGGCUAACGUGGACGCUUUUGGAACUGUCCAUCGACGAACCGAAUCCGCGCCAACAAUGCCAGCUUUGAAUAGGAGCAUCUUCGACCUUCAUAGAAUGGGUAGUAACUCAUCGCUAUCGGAAGACGUCUUUGAUGAAGAAGAGGAAGACAAGUUACUGGCUCAAGAGAACGCAAACUCAAAGCUUGAAAGGAUUCAGUCGCGUACGCGAAGAUCGAUCACACCGCAGACCUUCUCUGCCAGCCCCUUGGAGACAGCAGACCUCGACGCGACAGGAGGGCUAGGUCUGACGAUCAGCAACAAGUCACCCGUGGACGGCAUCACAAUUGCUGACACAGAUGACGAUGUCGCCAAGGUCGACAGGUCCUCCAACUCGACGAUUGCAGCUCCCAUUCUUUCCGAUGAUGUCAAACGACCCAUGUCCUCUCCAAUGCCUUUUCCUUACCCUGCACCACAAUCUCACUAUGCCUCUUCGACAGAAGGCCGGACAACUUCAGCUUCCAUGAUGUCGUCUCCAGAUGUCGACCAUACCUCAUUUGAGAACAGUUCUCGGCCUUCAAAAUCGCAGGGUGAAUUCAGUCCGGACUUUGUGCUUCGCGCAUCGAACGAUGAUCUACCUUCAUUGAGUGACAGCAUCUCAAGCGGGGCGCUACCGAGAGUCUCGAGCAGCGCUUGCACAAGAUCGUCGGUCGAACAACGAUCACAGUCAAUGAUUGUGCCUUCAACGUCGAGAUCUAAUAUCCAAGCGGAUUGGAAACGAUCAAGUCUGGCUAGUUUGAAUCGACUGAUACCUGGCUCCGCAAAUGGGAGCAAGCUCAAAUUCGAAACUGUUCCCGAUCCCGUGGAUCUCGAUGAAAAGGGCAAGAAGAAGCCAAACAGGAUCAGCCGGCUGAUGCAUUUCUGGAAAAGUAAAGACAGAGAUGCGAAGCAAUGCAACUCAACCAGUGGACUAUGAGACUCGUUUGACAGCUUGAUGGUAAGAGCUUAGCUGGCAGGCUGGAGCUCUGAUGAAUUAUGGAUUUGGCGACUUUGAUCACGGCUCUUUUGAUGUAUCAACUCGUUUCACGACGAUUUUUCGCAGCAGAGGGAGAUUGUAUAGUCCUACGACCUGCGAGCAAGAGGACAUUUUCCUCUUUCAUCCCACCACUUCGAUUUCACUUCAUUUGCUAUUGUUAUUCGAGCAGACUUCUUCUUGUUCGACUACUUUGGCGUAACGCCAUUCGACGACUACCCACAUAAACAUGCUGUCAAUCAGAGUUUGAGAUGCAACUCUUGAUAUCCCAACAUAUGAACCUGCAAUGGGCAACAUGCACAAAGCCAGACCUUGCAAUAAUGAACAAGGACCACUUUCAAUAUUUUCGACACUGAGCGAGCGAGCAUCGUUUGCGACACCCAGCUCCUUUUUUCAAAAAAUCCUUUUGGACUGUUUAAGAGGAAUGAACAUUAACUGAUACGUGGAGAAGGGGAUUGCGGGGAACAGAGGCGCGAGGAAUGGGUGGGCUUUUACUGGUUGAUGGUUACAGACCACAACCAUUGCUUGCACUGAGAGCCUUCGAGUGAUUCUAUCUUCGGUUGUCCAGUUGCUGAAACACUAGGUAACCAAGCUGAAGUAGCAUCAUGAUGAUAUGAGUUCCCACAUCUCUACUGCAUAUUCGAUGACAAAGAUUCCCUCGUUGUAAAGUGUGGAAUUGCAGCCCUAACUCUGAGGACCAGGAUAGUCAGAGCCGAAACGAGGACAUUGAAUUUGUUCGAGCUUAUGGUCAGGUCAGAGUCACCAAGUCAUUAAUCAAAUGUCAUGAGGGCACGGCGUGGCCAGAGAGACCCAAGCAGUCUGGAAUAAAGAUCAAUGUCCCUAUGUACCGAGAUCAAAGCGAGGUAUGUUCCAAAUGGCUGAUCACACCUGCAAGCAAUCAUGUACAGGAAAUACGCUCCGUUUUGCGCGUGUCGCGGUCACAGAUAAAACUUCAAACUCUUCCAAUUCGCAAUGACCCUGGCGCCGGCGCUGACUUACGUUGCUUCAUCUAGUUCAAUUUGUCUGUGUUCACGAACCAGGAACAUCCUUCUCAUGAUGUGUAUACUUCGCGGCGGACAACGGUCUUUCCACGUGUUCGUAUUAUAUCGUAGUGACUCCAGAUGCCGGAGACAAUCUCGACCAACAGAUAAGAGGUGAUGCUUUGUUAGCUAACAGGUAUAAAUUUCAUCGCAUCUCAAAAGC